UUCUAUAUAUAUUCAUCAACAUCAACACAAAAAUAUAAUAUGAUAAAAUGGAUAAAACAUCUACGGAUCACAUUUGGUGCUUCUUUUCUUUGGCUUGUUUGUUUGAUUUACUUCACCCAGGGUUUUAGAGCUUUCGUGUGGACAGCAGUUUCGUACCAGUUGAAAGACAGAUUGAAGCUAUCACCCUCUAUUUCCCAAUUUGUAACAUCCACGUCAUUUUUUCCAUGGAGCAUAAAACCAGUAUAUGGAAUCAUAUCGGAUUGUAUCCCUGUCAAUGGAAAGAAAAGGAUUCCUUAUUUAGUCAUUGCGACACUUCUCUCGCUCCUUUCAUGGGUGAUUCUUGGCUUUCAGGAAUCCAUGAGAAAUUCCAAACGUCCAUUCAUGAUCUUUUUGUUAUUGCAAAAUCUGGGCUCUGCAAUGGCGGAUGUUGUAAUUGAUGCAAUGAUUGCAGAGGCUGCUAGGAAUGAAAAGGCUAAAUAUGCUGGUGACCUGCAGUCAAUAUCAUGGAUGGCUAUGGCUCUUGGGGGAAUCUGUGGGAGUUUAUUUGGAGGAUAUGCACUUAAUAACUUUCAAAUGGGCGAUAUAUUUUUGCUUUUCUCCUUCUUACCAGCUAUACAACUAUUUUCAUGUGGUUUUGUGACGGAAAGCCCUGUUGGCAGUUCACAAUUGCCUGAAUUUUCUACUUCUAAUGACUCUGAUAUAGAUACUAAAACUGUAUCAGAUGAAGAUAAAGUUUCAACCGAAUCGCCUAAAUCUGGUACUUUGAUGAGAAAAAGAAGCCAUAAACUUAGCAAGAAGACCAUAUCAGACAUAAGUAAAUAUCAGAUGUCUGAAAAAGCUGAAUCUUUGCCUUCACAAUGGUUUCAAUCCUUGAAAAUGGCUGGUUAUUCUUUGUUCAUAGCUUUUAAACGCCCAAUUAUCUUGAGACCAAUGGCUUGGUUUUUCCUUGCGCAGGUGAUUAUUCCAAACCUUUCAACAGUUAUGUUCUACUACCAAACAGAAGUUCUUAAUUUAGAAGCUUCAUUUCUGGGCACAGCACGGGUUAUUGGGUGGAUGGGUCUCAUGCUUGGAACUUAUAUUUACAACCGAUACUUAAAGAAGAUGAAGUUACGAAAGAUUCUCAUGUUUGCUCAUGUUACUCUGUCACUAUUGACACUUCUAGAUCUAGUAUUGGUUUCUAGACUUAAUGUUCCAUUUGGCGUAUCGGAUGAAGUAAUGGUGUUAUUUGGGUCGGCUCUCUCAGAUGCAGUUCAUCAAUUCAAGUUCAUGCCUUUCCUGAUCUUAUCGGGACAACUCUGCCCACCUGGAAUAGAAGGGACUUUAUUUGCGCUUUUUAUGUCCAUAAAUAAUUUUGGGUCUACAAUGAGUUCAUUCGUCGGUGCUGGUUUGGCUUCAGUUCUAAACAUUUCUUCUGGUUCUUUUGAGAAUCUUGGUUUUGGGAUUGGCAUUCAAGUGAUCUGCACAUGUAUACCAGCUGGAUUUCUGUUUUUGAUACCAAAGGAUGCUACAGGGAUAUCGACAUGAUCCAUACUGACAUAAACAUAUACAGUAGUUUAGAUGACUAUAUUAAGUACUCAGAUUAAGAACACAAACAUUGUGAAAUGCUAAACUUUAAUCUUAAUUGAUGAUAGAUGAAACCAUUGGACUUUUGUU
Molecule: messenger RNA, 1653 nt
Organism: Erigeron canadensis
Lineage: Eukaryota; Viridiplantae; Streptophyta; Magnoliopsida; Asterales; Asteraceae
Product: probable folate-biopterin transporter 4
Exons: 7
Coding region: 40-1524 (494 amino acids)
Cellular component (GO): membrane
Source: RefSeq, a predicted model, not a curated record